Dromiciops gliroides (monito del monte) is the source of this 1159-nucleotide messenger RNA. RefSeq names its product neuropeptide W (gene NPW). The record is from RefSeq and is a predicted model, not a curated record. NCBI's taxonomy places the organism in Eukaryota, Metazoa, Chordata, Mammalia, Microbiotheria, Microbiotheriidae. The coding region runs from base 1 to 906 and encodes 301 amino acids. Gene Ontology annotation, biological process: G protein-coupled receptor signaling pathway; feeding behavior. The transcript is spliced from 5 exons. Gene Ontology annotation, molecular function: G protein-coupled receptor binding.
AUGACCUCAGGCCCCAGGUCGCCAGAGCCCAAGUCCUCAGUCCCCAACAAUCCCGCGCUCAGUUAUAAGUUGAGUGGAACCCGAUCCUAUACAGACAGGCAUCUUCUGCUACCCUCCUGUCACCUGAGGCUGCUCCAGCACCAGGAGCUGCAGAAGCAGUCUGAUCCCUGGCAUCGAAAUCCCGGUCCCGACCCCCCAGACGCAAACCCCAGGAAGCUCCCAAGCGCAUUCCUUGUUGCUCUCAGGAAGCUCUUAGCCUCACUCCGUGCCUACGACGGCUCCCAAGUUCACCUCCGGGGGAUCCCGGAGACGAGCUUGCUUCACUCCUUGGUUCCGCGGCGGCUGCAGCCCAGUCUGCGUGCAGGUCCCGAGCCGAGUUCACUGGUGCUUGGGGGAGGAGGAACCGAAGCCCUGGCGCGCCUCCUGGGUAGGGCCGGGCUAGGGCCGUCGGCCACUCCCGGGGUGACUUGGAGGCCACCGCUGCUGCCGCUGUUGCUGCUGCUGCUGCUGCUGAGUUCGCCGGCUGGCGCCUGGUACAAGCACGUGGCGAGCCCCCGCUACCACACAGUGGGCCGGGCUUCGGGGCUGCUCAUGGGCCUCCGCCGCUCCCCGUACCUGUGGCGCCGCACCGUGGCAUCGAGCCCGGGCCAAGCAAACAGAGACGCGGACCGGGAGCUCUCCGCUUGGACCGACGACCCUCCCGCCUGGACCACGCUCUUGGCCGGUGUCCGGGGAAACCCCGGGGAGGCGCGGCGCAGGAACCGCAGGGAGCUAAGAGGAGGACACCGGACAGGGACCCUGAGUUCGAGUCGUGCUGUUGAGCCUUCGAAGAGGAGACAACACCUGUGCCCUCCAUCGACCGUGGCAUUGCAAAGCCUACCGACCUCUUCCUGCCUCCAGCUUUGAAUGUCUCCAGAUCCCAGGACCUGUAUUCCAGAGGCAUUGCAGCGUUUUGUGGGCUAGAGGUUGAGAGGGUAGGAGCAGGCAGACCACAGAACCCUCAGGGACAACGACUUGGUACUCACUGGGGUCCCCAGUUAUACUUCCCUUGCCUUCUCCCUUUCCUUUGCAGAACCAUUGCCUUUUCGUUGGAGUCUGUGUAUCUUCCCUGUCUCACUGGAGGAAUCUGCUCUCAUUAAAAAUGACAAUUUAAAACGCA